AUGUUUCUUACACUAACAUUCCCUCUCACUAAAUUCAUCAAUCUCCUUCUUCGCACUUUUAUGGUUCACCAACUCUCGCUAGUCUCCACUGUCGAACACGGCUACUACGUCCAAACUGUGGCCACCCUCAAAGCAUUAACAGGUCUUCAGUCUACACAAAACAUUGCAACCUAUAACCUCGUCACAAAACCUCAUGAUGUGUUCAAACCAAAGGUCGAAGCUGGUAAAGUCAACCAGAUAGAACAGUACUAUAUGAAGUGUAUAACUACCUGGGACGAGGAUACGGGCGAUAUAGAGAAGCCUAUACUCAAGGAUAGCAAUACUGUGGAAGCAAGUCGGUUAUUUGUGGGCGACAACAAUAAACGUAUAUGGACGUUACAAAUAUCAGACAUACCUGUUGCUGGCAAGAACCAAACAUGUUCAGCACAAACCAUAUAUGACUCAACAUUAGUUCAUCAUCAUACCAAGGUGGUGGACAAAGUAGAAAAAGAAAACCUGGAUCAAUUUGAGUUUGUCAGGAACGACUCGUUUCUUCAAUUCUUGAGCGACUUGGGCUACGAUGUUAUUAACCAGUUUUGGCUAAAAGGAGUCCGUUUUUUCCACGGCGAUAUAGUCAUUGAAAUAUUCAAGGUAUUUAUACGAGACGAUGAACGCCAGUCGUCAGACAAUGCCAUUGCCUUGAAGCUCUUGGAUGAGUCCAACACUUUCCAAUUCAAAGCCUACAUCAACGUCCCCAAGGCCACCGACGUAGAUGCUAUUAAUCAGGGAACUAAAGAGCUCUUGAAAUUGCAGGAUUUUCUCAAGAAUUUGGUCAAAUUGGAGAUCCCUGACAGAAUACAUAUGGACAGUCGUGUAUCGAAAUAG
Messenger RNA from Meyerozyma guilliermondii ATCC 6260, 864 nucleotides. It is a transcript of the gene MED18, whose product is annotated as Med18p. Gene Ontology annotation, molecular function: transcription coregulator activity. Lineage: Eukaryota; Fungi; Ascomycota; Pichiomycetes; Serinales; Debaryomycetaceae. Gene Ontology annotation, biological process: termination of RNA polymerase II transcription; regulation of transcription by RNA polymerase II. The transcript has a single exon. Gene Ontology annotation, cellular component: mediator complex; core mediator complex. Bases 1 to 864 code for a protein of 287 amino acids. The record is from RefSeq and is a predicted model, not a curated record.